Lathyrus oleraceus (garden pea) is the source of this 1146-nucleotide messenger RNA. RefSeq lists its product as uncharacterized. NCBI's taxonomy places the organism in Eukaryota, Viridiplantae, Streptophyta, Magnoliopsida, Fabales, Fabaceae. The transcript has 4 exons. Bases 1 to 1146 code for a protein of 381 amino acids. The record is from RefSeq and is a predicted model, not a curated record.
AUGUGCCCCUCUCCUGAGGUUGAACAUCAUAGUGAGAAGGAUGAAGAUUCCUCCAGCUCUGAGAAGGGUAUGACUGCUAAUGGUUUGUGCUCUCUAGGGAAAACUGUGUCUGGUAAAGAAAAAUCUGUGGCAUCCAAAACUGCCAAUGCUUCCCACUCUGAGAAGCAGGAUGAUACAAACGAUGUGAUUGACCUAGAGGAUGAUAGGUAUGAUGAUCAAGAUGAGAUCUUAGUUUAUCAUUUAAACCCAAGUGUGGCUAAACGUAUGAAGACUCGAAAAGGUAGAUCUGUGGCUGAAUUGAUGUCAACUAGAAUAGCUAAGACGACUAGAUAUGUCGGUCCCUCCAAAUCUUGGAGCAAGAAGACCACUGUGAGGAAGUCUUCUGUGAAAGUUGUUGUUGUGCAUUUGGAUAAUAUUUCUUUCCAUCUUGAGGAUGGAGCUGACAAAUGGAAAUUUGUGAUUCAAAGAAGGGUGGCUGUGGAAAGGGAGUUAGGAAAGGAUGAUGUUGAAGUCAAGGAGGUCAUGAACCUGAUAAAGACUGUUGGAUUGAUGAAGAUUGUGGUUGGGUUCUCUCAGUGCUAUGAGGGUUUAGUUAAGGAAUUCAUUGUUAACAUUCCUGAGGAUAUUGCUGAUAAGAACAACAAGGAAUUUUGCAAAGUGUUUGUGAGAGGUAAGUGCAUCACUUUCUCUCCCACUGUUAUUAACAAUUUUCUGGGUAGAAAAGUUGAGGGUGCGGGUGAAUUGGAAGCUACAAACAAUGAGGUCUGUAGAGAAAUUACAGCUAGGCAGGUGAAAGGGUGGCUUAUUAAGAAGCAUCUUCCUGCUGGGAAGUUAACUGUCAAAUUUAUGUUUGAACAAAUCAUCAAGCAUGCAUCUACUAAUGCAGUUAAGCUGCCUAUUGCUUUUCCCUCUAUGAUUUGUGGGAUCAUCCUGAAGCAACACCCUGGUAUUCUAAGUUCUAAUGACUUACCAAGUAUAAGAAAACCUGCUCUGUCAGUGCACUAUAAACUGUUUGAAGGCAGUCCUGUCGAAGACAUUGUCAUGACAUCUGCCAUGAAAAAGCGAGCCUCAAAAGUUGGAAAUAUUGUUGAGCUGAAGGAGACUUCUAAAGAGCUGGGUGAAGGGAUAAAGCUUGCUUACAACUGA